Diplodia corticola is the source of this 843-nucleotide messenger RNA. RefSeq names its product dihydrofolate reductase. The record is from RefSeq and is a predicted model, not a curated record. Gene Ontology annotation, biological process: dihydrofolate metabolic process; folic acid metabolic process; tetrahydrofolate biosynthetic process. Gene Ontology annotation, cellular component: mitochondrion. The transcript has a single exon. Bases 1 to 843 code for a protein of 280 amino acids. Gene Ontology annotation, molecular function: dihydrofolate reductase activity; NADP binding. Lineage: Eukaryota; Fungi; Ascomycota; Dothideomycetes; Botryosphaeriales; Botryosphaeriaceae.
AUGACCACCACCCAAGAAACCACCGCCGCCUCAGCAACGAGUACGACCAUGGCAAGCGGCAGCAAGAUCCCGCUCACGCUCAUCGUCGCCGCCACGCCCUCGCUCGGCAUCGGCAAGAACGGCACCCUCCCCUGGCCGCAGCUCAAGAAGGAAAUGGCCUACUUCGCGCGCGUCACGAAGCGCGUGGUCGGCGGUGCCCCGACUAGUAGCAGUAACAGCAGUAGCGCCGAUACCCCGCGUCCACACGCCGCCAUCCGCCGCAACGCCGUCAUCAUGGGCCGCAAGACGUGGGAGUCGAUCCCGCCGCGCUUCCGCCCGCUGAAAGACCGCGUCAACGUCGUCGUGUCGCGGAACCACGCGGGGGAUAUCGCGGGCAUCGCACCGCGUGCGCCGUCAUUGUCGACCAGCGCGACGGAAGACGUCGACGCGGACCCCGCCACCACGCCCAUCGCCGCGUCCUCGCUGCCGGACGCGCUGGAGAAGCUGGGGCUGCUGCGGAAGAGGGGCGCGUUGGGGAGGGUGUUUGUGAUUGGCGGGGCGCAGCUGUACGGGGCGGCGUUGGAGACGGAGGAGGAGGAGGCGAGGAGCGUGUUGUUGACGAGGGUGUGGCGCGAGUAUGCGUGCGACACGGUGUUUCCGGUGGAUGUGGUGGGGGGGUUGGAGGGGAAGGGCGGGAGCGGGUGGGUGAGGAGGCCGAAUGGGGGGGAGGGCGGGUUGAGCGGGUUUGUGGGCGAGGAGGUGGCCGAGGGGAGGGUGAGGGAAGUGGUGAAGGGGAGGGGAGGGGAGGAGGAUGAGGAUGAGGAUGAGGUGGAGUUUGAGUUUUGUUUGUUUGAGAGGGUGUAG